This is a messenger RNA of Danio rerio (zebrafish), 2887 nucleotides long. RefSeq names its product ST3 beta-galactoside alpha-2,3-sialyltransferase 4 (gene st3gal4). Gene Ontology annotation, molecular function: beta-galactoside (CMP) alpha-2,3-sialyltransferase activity; N-acetyllactosaminide alpha-2,3-sialyltransferase activity; sialyltransferase activity. Gene Ontology annotation, cellular component: Golgi cisterna membrane. Gene Ontology annotation, biological process: glycoprotein biosynthetic process. NCBI's taxonomy places the organism in Eukaryota, Metazoa, Chordata, Actinopteri, Cypriniformes, Danionidae. The record is from RefSeq and is marked validated.
CCGACCACGAACUAGCCUACCACUUCACGGACUAUCAGUGUGUGUGUUUUAACUGCAGACCUACAAAAGAGCAUCCUGGAGAGCAGAAUGGACCGUUUGCAAAGCCUUGAGUGAAGAUGACCUUAAAAGCUACCAAAACAUGGUUUUUACGACUCCUCCCGGUUGUGCUCUUCUUCAUCUGUUAUUAUUGCUCUCAGUUCUACUUUGAGAGCUCUGGAGGAAAGUCUCCUCAUCCCACGCUUGCUCUGUGUCCAAACUACCGGCUGCAGAAGAAGUGGGAGAAUCUGAACCUAAACAUGAGCCGAAAGCCUGAUCUCUUCCUGAAGCUGGAGGAUUUCUUCUGGAAGGAUCAUCUGUCGGCUGAAGCUCUGCCCUACGGUAUUAAAGGCAGCGAGCUGCUGCUUCUGAAGGUUUUGGCGGCGAUUUCCAGCUUCACGAUGCCAGCGAACAUCGAGAGUUUGGACUGCAGGACGUGUGCAGUCAUUGGAAACGGCUUUGCUUUAAAAAACAGCUCUCUGGGGGAGAUCAUUAACAAAUACGACGUGGUGAUCAGACUGAAUGACGCCCCUGUAAGAGGCUUUGAGGAGGACGUGGGUAACAAGACCACUCUGCGUCUGUUUUAUCCCGAAUCCGCCUCCUAUAAUCCGGGUAUCCACAAUGACCCGGACACCCUGCUGGUCCUGGUUCCUUUCAAACAGCAGGAUCUGCGCUGGCUCAAAGAGAUCCUGUAUGACGAGAAGAGGGUUCAGAAGGGUUUCUGGAAGCCUCCUCCUCAGAUUUGGCUUGGCCGGGCUAGUCAGAUCCGUGUGCUGGACCCGUAUUUCCUCCGAAUAACAGCACGAAAGUUUCUCCAAAUUCCCGUGCAGCCGCGCAAACAACAGAAAGCUGUUCAUCCCACCACUGGUCUUCUGGCAGUGUUUGUGGCUCUGAAUUACUGCGAUGUUGUGCACGUGGCAGGAUUCGGGUAUCCAGCAUCCAGAAACCAGAAUCAGCCCAUCCACUAUUAUGGACAACAAACCAUGAAGUCUAUGAAGAAUUCCUACCACGAUCUGAAUCAAGAAGCUCAAAUUCUCCACAGGCUUGAAGAGCAGGGAGUGAUUUUAUAUCUGCAUCCUCAUUCCUGACACACGUCCACACGUUCAGCUUAUGAAGACACAUGAAGCGUGUAAAUCCAGCACUACAGACAGCAUCGCCAUCUACAGGCAGAACACCCCGCUGCAGAGCUGCUGACUGACUGAUCCUGUUCUUCUGUGCUUUACACAAAUACGCCAGACCCAGUGGCGGUUCUCAGGGGGUCCAGGGGGGGUCCAGUGUAUCCUCAUCUACAAGCUUGGGCUCCUUAAUUUGGAUCGUGGAUUAAUGGAGCCAGGGAGGUUCAUUCCUGCAAGAUAAACUCGCUACUGAUUGUUCAGAAACACAAGCCCAAUGUUAUUAGAUUUAUUAUAAUCAGGUUGAACUAUUAUUAAUUAUGCAUUAUUAUUAAUUGUACCAAAAAAUACAAUAUAUAUAUAUAUAUAUAUAUUUGGAUUGUCUCCAGAACAAACCACUGUUAUGCAGGGACUUGCCUAAUUACCCUAACUUUACACUAAUUACCCUAGUGAAGCCUUUAAAUGUCACUUUAAGCUGAAAACUAGUAUUUAUGUACCUAUUGUGGCAAUGAUUAAAAAUAUAUAGUUAUUAUAAAUUAAUUAUUAAAGCUAUUAUAAAUUUAAAAAUAUAAUAUUCUCUCUGUUUAACAGCACUUUGGUAAAUAUGUAAAAAUAAUUCAACUUUUACAGGAGGACGAAUCAUUUUUGUUCUCCAUUUUUUAAUUUAAUUUGAUUUGAUUUCAUUAAUCCAGAGGGAAAUUGAUUUGUCCAAGCGGCACACACACAUCACAUUAAAUACAGAUUUAAACAUGCCAUUAAGUGAUUCAGUUUCAGGAGAAAGUGAUGUCUGAUGCCGCAGAACUGUGAAGAGUGUCAGUAAAUGCACUGGACAACAACAACAACAACAAAACAGCAACAAGAGAUACAAAUAAAUUAAGUAUCUUGUCACAUUUUGUAAAAAAUUAUGCCCUAAAUCUACAUGUUUUUUUUGAUAAUUACAUACAAAUAAUCACAGUAUGUACAUGUUAAAUAUGAGGCAACCAGGAUUAUGGAAACUUUGCAGAGUAAGCAGCUAUUAAAAAAAACAGAUUUUAUAAUAUUUAAUAAUAAUAAUAAUAAUUCAUUAAUUAAUUUUCCUUUGUCUUAGUCCAUUAUUUCUCAGGAGUCACCACAGCGGAAUGAACCGCCAACUUAUCCAGCAUAUGUUUCACACAGCGGAUGCCCUCCCAGGUGCAACCCUGUUCCGGGAAACAUCAAUACACUUUCACAUUCACACACACACACACACACACUUAUACACCAAUUUAGUUCAUUAAUUCCCCUAUAGCGCAUGUGUUUGCACUGUGGGGGAAACCGGAGCACCCGGAGGAAACCCACGCCAACACGGGGAGAACAUGCAAACUCCACACAGAAAUGCUAACUGAUCCAGCUGAGGCUUGAACCAGCAACCUUCCAUCUUCUAGCUUGAUAAAUUUUGCCUUAUUGUUAAAGUAAUUUUAGGAUGUUUACACCUUUAAUUAGAAUAAUUAAUUAUGUCGAAUAUUACAUCAAAUAGUUCUGAAUGUAGGAUGAGAUCAGUGUUAAACCGUGGCCCCUAAAAGCACGAGUUCCCCCCGUCUGAUCCUCCAGUUACUGUGGUCCAGAACCGCCACUGGUCAAACCGCAGGUAUUUAUGAUCUGAAUGAUUCGUUUUCAUUUAUUAAUGUGUUUGUUUGUUUCCGUUUGGGAACUUGUUUUUUAAAUACCACCGCAGGAUUUCGUGAACUUCUGAAGUAUUUAAUAAAAUGAAAAGGUAUGCA